CAAUGCGAGUAUUCAUUUUGUACAAAAUAUAAUGUUUUUCACGUGACGAAGUGGUAAUUUUAGAGAGUAAUGUUGAGUGCGACUAUACCUCUGUGAGAGUUUGUCAUCAAGUGUUUUUAUUUUUUUUUUUUUAAUAAGAAAAAAAAAUAAUAAAAAUUAGAAAUUAAAAUGAAUAAAUGUUCAACCUCGAAUAUCGCGUGUGCUUGCAGUAGUAAUCAAAUAAAAGACUAUAAAACAUCAAGGGAAAUUCUUUUUGGAUGGGAUAAAUUUAGUACAAUAGCAUCACUUGUUUUAAUUAUUGCUCUUAUUACCUGGUGUGUGAUUUUCUUCCUCUCAAUUGAAAAUCAUGUAGUUGAUUCGGAAAAUCAUGGUGGUCACGGUGAUCAUGUUGAUCAUACCGGUCAUGGUGGUCAUGAAGACAAUGAAGAUCACAGCAAUCAUCACGUUCUUCCAUUAAUAUCGAAAUUUGCAAUGACAACAAAUUAAAAAAAGACGGAUUUUGUACAGUUACCUGAGAACAAAUUUUUAUUAACAAUCUAAGACAUAAGAAGAUUUGAAGCCGAAAUUUCUGAAACAUUAUAACUGUAAGAUUCAACUUUUUUAUAAAAAUGUUGUAUAAUCGAUUGAAGAGAAUACCGAAGAUCACUGUUGAUUAUUGAUUAUUUAAAAUCAAAUAUUUUGUAAGAAAUUUAAAAAAAAUUUUUAAUUAUUUAUCACCGAA
Messenger RNA from Leptopilina boulardi, 721 nucleotides. RefSeq lists its product as uncharacterized. The transcript has 2 exons. Bases 169 to 486 code for a protein of 105 amino acids. Lineage: Eukaryota; Metazoa; Arthropoda; Insecta; Hymenoptera; Figitidae. The record is from RefSeq and is a predicted model, not a curated record.